UUUGGUUAUGCCAUUUUAGUAUGAGAUGAGCUGUCUGCACUGCAGAGCAGAAGCAGUGUUGUUAAUACUUUUACUCCUAGGCUAGUGGAAUUUCUGUGCUAAACUGAUGUUCACUUAUCUGUCUCGCGAUUUAUACACCUGAUAGGAUUUCAUUUAUGUUCACUAAAAAAUUUUGGCUCAUUACAUUGUUAAGAUUUAUUCAUUUGAUGGAUAAUGUUUAGGCCUAGGUAGUUAAAAAUUUAAACCUCAGUAGGCCCUAGUCCUAUUGAGUCUCUAAGAGUGAGUGUAGGUCCUUUACCUUCAACAAUGGGAACUCUUGACAAACUUGUCAAAGCUUUGGAAGCUCUUAAAAUAAGUAAAGAACCUCCAUCAACUAUAGAAGAUGAAACACUUGUAAGAAGGAAGAAGAAAGUAGAAUUAUGCAAUUUUGUAGCAGAUACCAUGUGUUCUCCAAAUGUCAAAGGGGCUGCAAACUUUCCGUCGUUACUGUCAUUCUCCAUGGAGACGCUGUUGCAACUCUGUGAUGAUUCAGAUUCUAACAUUCGUUUGGUGGCUGAUGAAAGCCUCAAUAGGAUCAUCAGGGCUAUGAUGGACAACAACAUAGUCAAGGUGCAUGUUGAGCUACACAAGGAGAUUAAGAAGAAUGGAAGUGUUCGCUCCUUGCGUGCUGCACUUUGGAGAUUUGCUCAGCUGGCUCAUAUGAUAAGGCCCCAAAAAGGCAAGGCCUAUAUCCAGAACCUAGUGCCUAGCCUGAUAGAGAUUGCCAAACGUAGAGAGGAACCUGUGCUAGAGACUCUAGCUGCAUCCCUGCCUAGAAUACUGUCUGCUCUGGGCAACUUCACAACGGAUAACAACAUCAGGGAUCUUUUGAAGAGUUUGUUGGUCAACCUGAGUAGUGAUAUCACGGUAGUUCGCCGAACUGCAGCUACUAGUAUUGUCAGUGUUUGCCUCCACAGCCGCAAACCAAGUGUCUUCUUCUCAUACACUCUCAAUUCCUUGUUGGAUGGUAUUGUACCAGUCAAGGAGGGGGAGGAGUUGACUGUACAGGGAACACUAAACUGUGUGAGACUGCUACUACCACAUCUGACCCAGGCCACAGCUGGUGAUCAUGACUGUCUCUUUAGUGUUGAUAGGUUCAUACAAAUAUACGAGUUGUGUCUACACCUGAGUAGUCACCCGGACCACAACAUGGUGACUACAGCAUUAGAGACAUUACAUCAGUUGUUGUGUAUGAUGUUGCAGAUAUACGAGUUGUGUCUACACCUGAGUAGUCACCCGGACCACAACAUGGUGACUACAGCAUUAGAGACAUUACAUCAGUUGUUGUGUAUGAUGUUGCAGAUAUACGAGUUGUGUCUACACCUGAGUAGUCACCCGGACCACAACAUGAUAUACGAGUUGUGUCUACACCUGAGUAGUCACCCGGACCACAACAUGGUGACUACAGCAUUAGAGACAUUACAUCAGUUGUUGACAUCAGCUCCUAGACAACUGUUGGACACUCUCCUGUCUCCUCAAGGCAUCAGCAGAUCUCACAUACACACCCAGGCUGCUGAUACUGAAAAACUGUCUCGCAGAUCACUCAGUGAGAUGAGUGUGGCCUCAGUGACAGCAGAUUCUCCUCUGCUGGAUACACAAGAGGAGACAAUACAAGAUGGCAGACUGGUGCAAUGGAUACACUCCUCCUCCACCUCCUCCCAGAUAGACUCAGCCUCAGAAGAAAGUGAUACAGAGAAUAUAGGAAGUAGGAGAGAAGUUUUACCAAUUCUAGUUGGACCUUCUAUAGAGCGAGCUCCUAGUCUAGAAGCAGAUAUGUUGUUGGCUCGAGACACACCUUCGCCAGAAGCUACAGAUAAUCAACAAAGUCAAUCAGUCGCUAAUGUUCAGGUGUGGGAGGUAGGGUCUACACUAGAUGCUGGCCAGCCAGCUCUAUUACACUGUUGUCGUCGUCUAGUCACAGGGUUCCUGCUACCAGAGGGCAAUUCAGGGCCCAGAAUGCGUGUCAGUGUUAGAGCCUUGGCGUUACAAUGUCUAACUCAGUUAGUCCGUGUACAACCGUCUUUCUUCUUCUGCACUAUUGAUGUCAACAGCCAAGCUACCGCUGAUGGUUUUUCUCAUGUGAGUGAUGUGUUGUGCUUUGCGACCCACUCUGACCAGCAGUUGAGGGGUUUGUGUUGUGUUCUGGUUGGAACAUUUAUCUGCUCUUCAAUCACCACUGCUGCUACAACGUUUGAUCAGUGGGUCAACACUUGUCAACCGACCAAACCAGUCACCCUCCCCUCCCUAGUGUCACUUCUAACCACGGGUCUACAGGACGAGUCCUCCACAUGUGUGAGGCAUGCUCUGACCAGCCUCUGUGUCUGUCUAGGACCUCUGUUGUGUAGUCAUGACCACCAGACUGCUCUACCUAUACUGCCUGCGCUACUGAGAGUGGCAGACAACUCUUACUGGCUGGUCAAGGUGAAACUACUGGAACUGCUGGGAUAUUUGUCGUACCUGCAUAUCCACCAUGUGACAGGCAACAGUGAGUUCCAGUCCCAGGUGCUGCACUCUGUCAUGUUGGCACUGCUUGGGGACGAGGAUGCUCGAGUCAGGAAAGCUGCCUCUGAAGCAAUCACUAGAGCAUGUGAAAACAUGUUUCACCCGGUGGACUGGAACAGACUGGACAUUGUUAACUGUGCUGCGGCCUGUCUCAGAGACAUCUACCUCACUGGGCUGUUUGAUAGAGACUGUGAAAAGGCUGUGAGUUCUUCUGUAGAAGGUUCUUUAUCACGUGUUAUUUAUCUUCUUUCAAGACAACUACUACAAUCUUCCUCGAAACACCUAACGGCGGGGUGUUGUGAAGCUCUUAGCUCAUUGGCUGACAAGUUCCCCCCCUCCACCUACCCCAAGGCGUGGCACUGCUAUCUGAAGCAUCUCGCCUCUGAUACCAAGUCCUCUGUAAGUGCCUCAGGUCUUUUAGGUGUUCUAGUGGCAAUGUUAACUGCCUCACCUCUCUCUCUUGACCUGGACGUCCACAACUGGCUGCUACUGCUGGCUGCCAGUAUCUAUACUGGAUUAGCAACCAUGGGAUUAAAAGAAAAAGAAUUAAAUGAGAAAAUGGAAAACAAACAGUUGUGGAGUCACUUUCAAGACCCAAAGAUGGCUGGCUUAAGUGAGUCACUUCUGCAACACCUUGUGCGUAUGUUGUGUGUGUUUGUGAGAGUUCUGGAGGAAGCUCCUGGACCUAAGAACACCAACCCAUCACCAGUCAAGCGGCGACCUACACGCUCCUCCUCCCCAGCCAAGCUCACCCCCUCUACAGGUGAGAAAGACGCUGGGAAGGAAGAGAAAGGAAAGUUUGGUAAUUUCACCCAUCUUCCUCACUACAGCAAACUUUUUGAUAACCUACGAUCUGCUUAUACCAAUCACAAGACGCAGCUGGAAUGUGGUGACAAGAUGGCAGGACUGCUAGGCUCAGUACUACUUUGUAUCAGUCAAGUCUUGGAAUUCUCAACCCUGGCUGAGACAGGCAGGUGUGCUGAGGAACUCUUGCUAUAUUUACGAGUUGUUGUUUCAUUGGAACCAACCGCAAGUGUUGCUACGGUGCAACAGCUGUUGAAGAGUCUGUUUGGGUCCAACCGUGUAGCAGCUUGGGAGGAGGAAGGGAAGAUGUCCCUGCCUGAGCAACACUCUCCCUCCCAUUGCAACACCACCACCACCACACUGGGCUUCUAUGAUCUCAUACUUCGCAGGUUUCUUCAACAAAACACAUCACCUACAGAGUCUGACAUCCUGCCUAACAAGAACCGAAUUGACGACCCUGGCCAAGAUGGCUGCCACCGAAAUCCAUAUCCGCCGGAAUUCAGGAAUAAAUAGUACCUACAUA
Messenger RNA from Macrosteles quadrilineatus (aster leafhopper), 3868 nucleotides. RefSeq names its product huntingtin-like. The record is from RefSeq and is a predicted model, not a curated record. The transcript has 24 exons. The coding region runs from base 307 to 3858 and encodes 1183 amino acids. Gene Ontology annotation, cellular component: nucleus; cytoplasm. Lineage: Eukaryota; Metazoa; Arthropoda; Insecta; Hemiptera; Cicadellidae.